Acanthoscelides obtectus is the source of this 693-nucleotide messenger RNA. The record is from the annotation of a GenBank genome assembly. Lineage: Eukaryota; Metazoa; Arthropoda; Insecta; Coleoptera; Chrysomelidae.
GCAAAAAAAGAUCCCCUCUGUGGAGGUACUUCAGGAUACUGGAUGAUUUGACGAGCAAAGCGAAAUGUAAACUUUGCGGCCACGAGCUGAGCUACAGAACCACUACAUCAAAUUUGAAGAAACAUUUGAACAGGAGGCAUCCUAACAGCAAAACCACUGGAAAGCCGGUGGUGGAAUUGAAGAAGUCUAUACUUGUUAAAUGGGAAUAAACUUAGAAUAGUAGCCUAAUCGAUUUUUCAGGAUGUUCUGUAAAUAGGGGGAUUUUUGAACAUACAUAUACAGGGGUGUUAAUAAAGUACCUGGCUAAAGUCCAAGGGGUGAUUUAUUAUUCAAAUUCAAGAAAAGACGUUGAUAUAAAGGUGGGUUCGAAAAUGCUUCUCUUUUAUGGUACAGGUUGCCAAUCUUCAUUUGACAAAACUCCAUUUUUUCGUAAAAACAGCCGAUUUUGAUAAAUACUGCUAAUGGGUUGUUAAGUAUUUAGCGAUAGAUCCGUUUUCCUGAUAUAUUUCAUAAAUCUUUAACAACAUUGUUCGAUUGACAAGGUUGUUACGAUUUUUCUGACAAACGAAUAACAAAACGGAAAACUCUGACUCUCUGUAUCUUGAAAUCAAAGCAAUUCCCCCAUUGAAUUUUUUUCCAUGGACAUUAUUAACACCCUGCGCCAUGUGUUACUUGCCACUUUUUCUACCCAAU